Molecule: messenger RNA, 2731 nt
Organism: Astyanax mexicanus (Mexican tetra)
Lineage: Eukaryota; Metazoa; Chordata; Actinopteri; Characiformes; Acestrorhamphidae
Gene: homer1b
Product: homer scaffold protein 1b
Exons: 9
Coding region: 522-1604 (360 amino acids)
Biological process (GO): regulation of store-operated calcium entry; G protein-coupled glutamate receptor signaling pathway
Cellular component (GO): cytoplasm; postsynaptic density; plasma membrane
Molecular function (GO): G protein-coupled glutamate receptor binding
Source: RefSeq, a predicted model, not a curated record
GCCCACCGAGAGGGGUCUUCAUUCAUCUUUUCAUUAAGCGCAUCUCCGGGAAGCGUAGCGCGGCUCGCUCGUGUUCAGGGGGAAUAAAUAAUGUCAGUGGGCAGAUAGAGCGCUGUGGGUGUGAUUUCGGUGUGUGGUGUUGGUGGUGGUGGGUUUAUGGUGUAGUGUAGACUGACCGGAGGCUGACUGCUCGCUCCGUGGGCUUCUGCUUGUCACCGGGCGCGCGCGCGUUAGAGAGAGCACCGCGGGGCUGCGGGGGGAGAUGCAGCGGCAGCGGGCGGAGCAGCGGCCAGACUCGGACUGAUGAUGGCCAGCUCACACACCCGGCUCAGUUAAAACCAGCGGAGGCGCGCGGAGGCCACUCAGUCUCAGCGGCAGCGGGAGGACAAAUUGGCUUAUCCUCUCUCUCUUUCUAUCUCUCUCUCUCUCUCUCUCUCUCUCUCUCUCUCUCUCUCUCUCUCUCUCUCUCUCUCUCUCUCUCUCUUUCUUCUCUCAGGAUUCAGAAGGAACGGCGAGUCAACAUGGGGGAACAGCCUAUCUACAGCACGCGGGCGCACGUCUUCCAGAUCGACCCCAGCACCAAGAAGAACUGGGUGCCCACCAGCAAGCACGCCGUCACUGUCUCCUACUUCUACGACAGCACCAGGAAUGUGUACAGGAUCAUAAGCCUGGAUGGGGCAAAGGCUAUAAUAAACAGCACCAUCACCCCCAACAUGAGCUUCACGAAAACGUCGCAGAAGUUCGGCCAGUGGGCAGACAGCCGCGCCAACACGGUGUACGGCCUGGGCUUCUCCUCCGAGCAUCAUCUGGCCAAGUUUGCAGAGAAGUUUGCGGAGUAUAAGGAGGCCGCUCGCCUGGCGAAGGAGAAGUCUUUAGAGAAGAUGGAUAUGGCCAGCUCUCCCUCUCAGGAAUCACCUGCUGAUAUUCACUCUCCUCUGACCCCGCCCGUCACCGCUGACCUCUGCCGGUUGAACGGUACGGGCGACGAUGUCACCUUGUCUGAUGCGUCGCCGAAUUCGGAGCUGCAGUCAGAUCUGUCCCCCACGACCCCGACACUCGCGCACAGCCCCACCGCCAACAAGCACUGGGAAGCGGAGUUAGCGGCGCUGAAGAGCAACAAUGCUAAGCUAACGGCAGCACUGCUGGAGUCCACAGCAAACGUCAAGCAGUGGAAACAGCAGCUGGCGGCUUAUCAGGAGGAGGCUGAGAGGCUUCAUAAAAGGGUGUCGGAACUGGAGAGUCAAAGCAGUCAAGCUAACGUGAUCAAGUCCCAGAAAACAGAGCUCAACCAAACUAUAGAGGAACUGGAGGCCACACUGAAGGCUAAAGAGGAGGAAAUGGAGCGCUUGAGAGAGGAAGUGGAAAACGGCAAACAGCUACAGUCACAGAAAGAGACACUUGAACGGAAGCUAGAGGCUACGGACUCGCGGAACAAGGAGCUGGAGGAGCAGUUAGCGGACGUGGAGCAGCGUCUGGAGGCCAGUCAUCUGGAGCAGGAGAGCUUCCGCAAGAGCCUGAAAACACUGCUGGAGAUUCUGGACGGCAAGAUCUUCGAGCUGACCGAGCUGAGGGACAACCUGGCCAAACUCAUAGAGGACAGCUAGAAGCCUUCACUUUCACCUCUGCCUCAAAACCUGUACCUGGAGGUACACAGAGACAAGAACGUACAAAAAAACACAUAAAUUCUCAGCCAAGACCGCUCCGGUGCAGUCCAGUCCGGUCCGGUCCUGAUGUACUUUUACUCAAAGCCUUCUCGUCUGGAGGACUCGUUCUUAAUAUACUUAAUUAAACCGUGUGAUGAGCAUUGGGUUGCACUUGAAUUUGUACUUUUUAGGUGGGUAAUAUAUUUCUUCAGUGCCACUGCUACCUACUUAGGUGAUAUUGCCCAUGUAAUACUUUUAUUCUACUGAUACUUUCUUACUGUUUCGUUUCCUUAUUGUUAUUAACCUAUAUACAGGUAGUAAUCCUAGUGAAAAGUAGGCGGCCUACAAAGACGAACACGGCUGCACGUAGGCUCUUCCUUUCAAAGGUGCUGGUUUUCGCGUGCCUGGUUUAAUUGGCAUUACAGGACAUCAACUAUGCUGCUGAGGACACUGAAAUCAAUCACAACCACUGGAUCGUCCGUCACGCUUCACGACAGGAUGUUCCGAGCCAUAUAUUGUAGCCAGACCCUGUCGGCUUGCCUCGUCACCUUCAAGGAAACUGCCUCAACGUUCAGUCGAAGCUUCAGGAUGUUCUGCCGCUGACUUCUCGACAACAAACUACUCAAAACAAGAGACCUUAGGAAGCCACCAAACACCAAACUCUUAGAUGCAGGUGUGGCACACCGGCCUGUAAUGUACAAUGAGCAAUAUUAGAACGAGUCUUUAUGCCACCUCAGUGUAUUUAUCAGGUAUUCCAGCUAAUCUAUGGACUAAUGUGGUUUAGUGGAUAUACCCCUUCUAGUCCCUCUCAGACCAAUUCUAAUGCUUUCAGGCUCUGCCGGCCUUAGUCUACACACUUUUCAGCACUUACCGUUUCAUUUGAUGAGGACUCUUCUUUCGUUUUUCUUUUUCUCGAAUUUACCAAAUGCAGUGUGCUCAGCGUACAGUUUGAAGGGUAUGUAAUGUGUUAUUAUGAACUGUACUUGAUGAUGGGUAAAGCUACAUAGAGCACUGUCUAUAGGAUUGUAUUUAUAGGUGGGGGAAUUUCAAUUUUGUUUCCCAACAUUAAUAAAAAACAUUCAAAAAUA